CCAUGAAGUUUGACAUUUAUAACUAAUAACGAGUUGUAUAAGUGUAGCACUACUAUUUUAGAGGAAAGAUAAAUAAAAAAGAAAAUACAAAUGGGUCGUCGGAUAAACUUCGUGGUGGUGGUGAUGAUAUUAGCAACCAUGACGAUGAGAUCGACAAACGCGGAUUACGGAGCGUACACGCCAUCGACCUCCUACACGCCGUCGACCUCCUAUUCACCAACAGAAAUAUGGCAAUCAGGGCAUGCUACGUUUUAUGGGGAUGAAAGUGGCUCUGAGACCAUGGGAGGAGCGUGUGGGUACGGAAACUUGCAUGAUAGCGGGUACGGAUUCGAAACGGCAGCACUUAGCACGGUGUUGUUCAACAAUGGUAACGCUUGUGGAACGUGUUACGAAAUCAAGUGUGUCGAGUCAAAAUGGUGCUUCACCAAUGCGCCUUCGAUAAAGAUCACAGCCACUAACCUCUGCCCUCCUAACUGGUACCAGGCUAGCGAUGCCGGCGGGUGGUGCAACCCACCUCGCUCCCAUUUCGACUUGUCUAAGCCCAUGUUCAUGAAGAUUGCUGAAUGGACUGCUGGCAUUGUUCCCGUUAGCUAUAGAAAGGUAUCAUGUGGAAGGACAGGAGGAAUUAGAUUUCAAUUCCAAGGGAAUCCAUAUUGGCUCCUAGUGUCCGUGAUAAACGUAGGAGGAGAUGGAGAUAUAUCCCAAAUGUGGGUGAAAGGUACCGAAACUGAUUGGGUUAGCAUGAGCCGUAAUUGGGGAGCUUCUUUCCAAGCAUUCUCCAAAUUAGGAGGCCAACCUCUUUCUUUCAAGCUACAAAAUGCAGCUGGACAAAUUGUUAUAGCUUAUAAUGUUUGCCCUACUUAUUGGUCUAAUGGGCUAACUUAUGAAUCCAAUACCAAUUUUUAUUAACCAACAACUAACCUAACCAGAAAAAUAAUGAUCGAUGAUUUAGGACCGUCACAUUAUUUACGGCUGGUAGUCUUAGAGAAUUGUUCACUUUUGAAAUUGUAGCAAUUUUUAACUAUUGCUUUUUACAUAUGUAGGUAGCAUUCUUUAAUUUCUCUAUAUAAUUGAAGAAAGCCGGCUACUCAUUAUGUCCUUGCGUGUUUUUAUUGAAUCCAAACAUUUUGCUCUUUAUUCAUGAUUCAAAUUAUAAACUAUAUAAUACUUAUAAUUAUCCUCUUAGUAAGCAGUAAUAAAUACUCAAUAGAGAUGGAUUAGGUGUCUAAAAGACGUACUUCUAUUGAAUAAGGUUAGCAAGGCUCGCUCUUGCAUUCAAGCAUUCGACAACUUAAGUGCAUGUACGUACGUCCAAUAAUAGUCAAUGCUUAUUAAAAAAAAAAAAAAAAAAAAAAAAAAAAAAAAAAAAAAAAAAGUCUUACAUGAUUCAUAUGUAUUAACCAAAUGGAGAUCUCAAUUCAAGGUCUAACACAACAUAUCUCACCUACCAAAAAAUACCAAUAAUAUUACUCACGAUCAAGUUAACUUAGUGCUUAGACACUGAUCAAAGAGGUUUUCCAUGAAAUCAGCCCCCAAGGCCCG
Messenger RNA from Chenopodium quinoa (quinoa), 1542 nucleotides. RefSeq names its product expansin-A18-like. Gene Ontology annotation, biological process: plant-type cell wall organization. The transcript is spliced from 3 exons. The record is from RefSeq and is a predicted model, not a curated record. Gene Ontology annotation, cellular component: extracellular region. Lineage: Eukaryota; Viridiplantae; Streptophyta; Magnoliopsida; Caryophyllales; Amaranthaceae. Bases 91 to 909 code for a protein of 272 amino acids.